ACCCAAAACAGAGACAGAUCUACUCUUUCAUUUGUUAUUCUAUUCUUUUAUUAUUCUUGUUCUUCUUCGUUAUACUUGUUUUGUUGUUCUGAAUCUCUCUCAAUGCAAUGGCCAAAGCCUCAAUAUUCAUCUACAUCACCGUAGCACUUGUGCUUCUCUUGUUCCUCUCUUUUUCCCCAAACAAACACAGCACUAACCGUCACCGCCGCCUCAAGCUCCGCUCCAACUUCACUCUCUCCCCAUCGAACCACCGCCCCGUCGCCUUCGACCCCAUCGUCGCCGAGCUCGAGCGUCACCGCGAAGACAAGCAAUGGGAGAAGCAGUACAUCCACCAUUCCCACCCCGAACUCGACUCAGCACCCGCUCACGAGUCACAGCCCGAGUGGGAGGACUUCAUGGACGCCGAAGACUAUCUCAACGACGAGGAUAAGUUCAACAUCACCAAUAGGUUAGUUCUUCUCUUCCCCAAGAUCGAUGUGGACCCCACCGAUUGGCUCAUCACCGAGCACGAGUUGACUCAGUGGAACCUCCAGCAAGCCCAGAGAGAGGUUUUGCAUCGCACCCAGAGAGAGAUGGACAUCCACGAUAAGAACCAUGAUGGCUUUGUUUCUUUUUCCGAGUACGAUCCUCCUAGUUGGGUUCAAAAUGCAGGUAAUGAUUCUUUUGGUUAUGAUAUGGGAUGGUGGAAAGAAGAGCAUUUUAAUGCAUCAGAUGCGGAUGGAGAUGGUCUUCUAAACUUAACUGAAUUCAAUGAUUUUCUGCACCCGGCUGACAGCCAAAACCCAAAGCUUCAUCAAUGGUUGUGCAAGGAGGAAAUCAGAGAAAGAGAUUCAGAUAGAGAUGGGAAGAUAAACUUUAAAGAAUUUUUCCAUGGGCUAUUUGAUUUGGUAAGAAACUAUGAUGAAGAAAAUCACAAUGAUUCUCAUCAUUCUGAUAAUUCAAUGGAUGCUCCAGCUAGAGUGUUGUUUGCUCAGCUUGACAAAGAUGGCGACGGGUACUUGUCAGAUGUUGAACUACUGCCUAUAAUUGGGAAGCUCCAUCCAUCUGAGCAUUAUUAUGCAAAGCAGCAAGCAGAUUACAUCAUAUCGCAGGCAGACGUUGACAAAGAUGGGCGCCUUACUUUGACUGAGAUGAUUGAGAAUCCAUAUGUAUUUUAUAGUGCUAUUUUCAAUGAUGAUGAAGAUGAAUAUGAUUACCACGAUGAGUUCCGAUAAAUUCAUGAGGAUACACAGAAAAGCUUGGGACAAUUCUAGUGCAAAGGAGUCAAUAUUUGAAGGUUUAUGAGAUGCCAGAAUUUUGAUGUUUUGGCCCUUAAUGUGUUCCUUGUCUCAAUCCUGGUGGGGUUUUGAGCGAUGGCAACAUUUAUUGCUUCUUUCCAUUCAUAUUAUAUGCGAGUUCUUGUUUGCUGAUGGGAUCCACCGUGACUUGUCGUAGAGUCACUCCUGGAUUAGUUGGAGGAUUAUACGAUCUGAACUUAAUUGUAAAAUUUGUAGAAUAGGAUUUUCAAAUCAGUGGUUGAGCCAUCAUUAAUUAAGUAGAACACACCAAUUCUCAAUGGAUAAUACAUGUACCAUAGAACUGUAAUGACCAUCAUAAUCCUAGUAGUACUGUGAAUUAUUUUGGACACAAGUAGCAGUGCCAUAUUGUUUAGAAAAACAUUAAUUA
Gastrolobium bilobum is the source of this 1665-nucleotide messenger RNA. RefSeq lists its product as uncharacterized. The transcript is spliced from 7 exons. The record is from RefSeq and is a predicted model, not a curated record. Gene Ontology annotation, cellular component: endoplasmic reticulum. Gene Ontology annotation, molecular function: calcium ion binding. Lineage: Eukaryota; Viridiplantae; Streptophyta; Magnoliopsida; Fabales; Fabaceae. The coding region runs from base 108 to 1214 and encodes 368 amino acids.